UAAUAAUUAAUAUGUUAUAAACAUGGAAUGCAAAAUUUUGACUUGAAAAGUCUCAGAAUAUUUAAAGAGAGAGUUAUCUUGGGGGUGGUAGCAAGAUUGAUCCCUGAAGCAUUCACAAAUCCCAUAUGCAGCUAUACUUAUUGGCCAUUUCUCUGCACAACUUCUGGUUUCUCAUUUCUAUCAUUAAACUACACAAAUACACACACACAUAUAUAUAUAUAUGGUAAUUGGGCAUUCUUCUUAAUCCUAAGUAGUAUUCUACUUUCCUCCAAUUGAAGCAAAGAGAGAAGAAUAUCAAGGUCAGCUGCAGAGUUCUGAAGCUGAAAAACUCUUAUGCUUGUAGAUAUGAGUAUCGAAAACGAGCUGGAGACGACGAAGGGGGAGAUUGAAAAAGAGGAUCAGUUGGCGGAAUUUGAGGAAGGAACUGAUGAGGAUUCCAAAAGGGUUCAGCCAUGGAACAAGCAGAUUACAGUCCGUGGAGUCGUUGCCAGCAUACUGAUUGGAUCCAUAUUCAGUGUUAUUGCAAUGAAGUUGAAUCUGACAACAGGAAUCACUCCAAACCUUAAUGUUUCAGCAGCCCUUCUUGCAUUCAUUUUCAUCAGGACAUGGAACAAACUCAUUCAGAAAACCGGGAUCGUCUCAGCUCCUUUCACCAAGCAGGAGAAUACCAUGAUACAGACAUGCGUCGUUGCAUGUUACAGUAUCGCAGUUGGAGGAGGGUUUGGAUCUUAUCUCCUGGGAAUGAACAAGAAAACCUUUGAGCUGUCAGGUGGAACCAGUAUUGAAGGAAAUACUCCGAGCAGUAUAAAGGAGCCUGGAAUUGGUUGGAUGACUGGAUUCCUCUUUUUAGUCUGUUUCGUCGGCCUUUUCGUGUUGAUUCCUCUUCGCAAAAUCUUGAUAAUCGACUACAAGUUGACCUACCCGAGUGGCAUGGCAACCGCUGUUCUUAUCAAUGGAUUCCACAGCAGAGGUGACAAAAUGGCCAAGAAGCAAGUAAAGGGUUUCAUCAGGACCUUUUCUUUCAGUUUCCUGUGGGGAUUUUUCCAGUGGUUUUAUACAGCAAAAGAGGACUGUGGUUUCUCACAAUUUCCGACUUUUGGACUUCAAGCAAGGAAGCAGACAUUUUACUUUGAUUUUAGCAUGACUUAUGUGGGGACUGGAAUGAUUUGCUCCCACAUUGUGAACUUGUCUUUGCUUCUUGGAGCUGUGCUUUCAUAUGGUAUGAUGUGGCCACUUAUAGGAAAAGUUAAAGGAGAUUGGUUUCCAGCAGAUAUACCAGAAAGCAGUAUGAAGAGUCUCAACGGUUAUAAGGUAUUUAUCUCGAUUGCCCUCCUUCUGGGUGAUGGGCUCUAUAAUUUCGUCAAGAUAUUACGCGCCACAAUCAUUAAUGUUCACAGCAGGUUUUAUAGCAAGAGUAUCAACUCAGCAGGAGUAAAUGGGGACAAGGCCCUGCGAGAUCGUCGAAAAGAUGAAGUCUUCAUUAGAGAAAGCAUUCCUCUCUGGUUAGGAGCUGUAGGUUACAUAAUAUUAUCCAUGAUAUCGGUGGUGGUGAUUCCAUUCAUUUUUCCAGAGCUGAAAUGGUACUUUGUUCUCGUGGCCUACAUUUUUGCCCCAUCUCUGGCCUUCUGCAACGCAUAUGGAGUAGGAUUGACAGAUAUAAACAUGGCCUAUAACUAUGGAAAAGUCGGACUUUUCACGAUUGCUGCAAUGUCGGGAAAAGAGCACGGUGUCAUUGCUGCAUUGGCUGCUUGUGGUCUUUUCAAGUCCAUCAUCAAUGUUGCUUCCAUUUUGAUGCAAGAUUUUAAAACAGGCCAUCUAACUUUAACAUCACCAAGAGCAAUGCUGCUGAGCCAAGCCUUAGGGACGGCUUUGGGCUGCAUUGUUUCACCUUUGAGCUUCUUUCUGUUCUAUAAGGCAUUUGAUAUUGGUAAUCCAGAUGGAGAAUUCAAGGCCCCUUAUGCUAUAAUAUACAGAAACUUGGCCAUUAUUGGGGUCCAAGGCUUUUCGGCCUUGCCCCAACACUGCCUCCAGCUCUGCUAUGGGUUUUUCGGGUUUGCUAUUGCGAUUAACCUUUUGAAAGAUCUUUUACCAAAGAGGACUGGUAAAUGGAUGCCGAUUCCAACCGCGAUGGCAGUGCCGUUUUUAAUUGGAGGCUACUUUGCCAUUGAUAUGUGUGUGGGGAGUUUAGUGGUUUUUCUGUGGCAGAAAGUUAACUCCAAGAAGGCAGAGCUGAUGGUUCCAGCAGUGGCCUCUGGUUUGAUAUGUGGGGAAGGUUUAUGGACACUUCCUGCAUCAGUUUUGGCUUUGGCCAAGAUUACUCCUCCAAUCUGCAUGAAAUUCUUGCCUGGGUAAUGGGAUUUUUAGCUCUUUGAUAUAACUUCUGCGGUUCGCUCUACCAAACAUUUCCAUGUAACAGUAUCUAAUGUGUAAUAAUAAAUAAUAUGAAAAAAAUUAUUAAAGUCCUUUUUAGCAA
Sesamum indicum (sesame) is the source of this 2473-nucleotide messenger RNA. It is a transcript of the gene YSL1, whose product is annotated as YELLOW STRIPE like 1. Gene Ontology annotation, molecular function: oligopeptide transmembrane transporter activity; iron-nicotianamine transmembrane transporter activity. Gene Ontology annotation, cellular component: plasma membrane. NCBI's taxonomy places the organism in Eukaryota, Viridiplantae, Streptophyta, Magnoliopsida, Lamiales, Pedaliaceae. Gene Ontology annotation, biological process: response to iron ion; seed development. The record is from RefSeq and is a predicted model, not a curated record.